CCGCCCGUCAGGCGCCGCUCCGCGCUCACGCCGCGCGAACGCGCCGGAGACUCGCAAAACCCGGAGAAGCGGAUCGUGCGCGCGGUGUCCGGGCUCGUCGGCAGGAAGUCGGGACCGGGGCUCGCCGGGGACAGCGACCCGGAGCGAGAGCGGGAGCGGCCUCAGGCCUAGGCGGGCUGUUGGAGGAUGUUUGUACCAAGAUCUCUAAAAAUCAAGAGGAAUUCCAAUGAUGAUGUCCAAAGUAGUGUAGCCAAGAAAAUUAAGGCAGAAGAGAAGCACCCUUGGUUGGACAAGGAUGGAGAUGUUGCAGUGGAUCCUGCAGUUACAAAAGGAGCCAGAGCAGCAGACAAGCCCAGUGGUCCAUCAGGCCCCGCUGGCCAAUUGGCCAAGGUUUGUGAGCAGGAUGUGGACAGCCAGCCUUCUGAAGAGCCUGUGAAGUCAUUUUCUAAAACCCAGCGCUGGCCAGAACCCGGGGAGCCGGUGUGUGUGGUGUGUGGUCGUUAUGGGGAAUAUAUUUGUGAUAGGACGGAUGAAGAUGUGUGCAGUUUGGAGUGCAAAGCCAAACAUCUUGUGCAAGUCCAAGGACAGGAAGAGAAAUUCAACCUCAGCAGUCCACAGAAAACGGCUUCAGAGCCCGAGUCUCUUCUUGCUGCCUUCUAUGAGUACAAAGAGCACCCCUUUAUUGCGAGCCUUCGGGAGGACCAGGUGGAAAAUCUCAAGCAGCAGCUAGGGAUUUCAGUUCAAGGGGAAGGGGUCGCUAGGCCUAUUAUUGACUUCGAACACUGCGGGUUCCCUGAGGUCUUAAAUCACAACUUGAAGCAAUCGGGCUAUGAGGUGCCAACCCCAGUCCAAAUGCAGAUGAUUCCCGUGGGACUUCUGGGCAGAGACAUCCUGGCCAGCGCUGACACUGGCUCUGGGAAAACAGCUGCUUUCCUUCUUCCCGUUAUCAUCCAAGCUGUCUUUGAGAACAAAACUCCGUGUGCACUCAUCCUUACGCCAACACGAGAGCUGGCCGUCCAGAUAGAAAGGCAGGCCAAGGAGCUGAUGAGGGGUCUGCCACGCAUGAAGACCGUGCUCCUCGUGGGGGGCUUGCCGCUGCCCCCGCAGCUCCACCGCUUGCGACAGCAUGUGAAGAUUAUCAUAGCAACCCCUGGACGGCUUCUGGAUAUCAUAAAGCAGGGCUCUGUAGCCCUCUCGGGUAUAAAAGUGGUCAUAGUUGAUGAAGCGGAUACCAUGUUAAAGAUGGGCUUCCAGCAGCAAGUGCUUGACAUUUUGGAAAACGUCCCUAAUGACUGCCAGACCAUGUUGGUUUCUGCCACAAUCCCAGCCAGUAUAGAGCAGCUGGCCGGCCAGCUGCUGCACAACCCCGUGAGAAUUACCACGGGCCAGAAGAAUCUGCCCUGCCCCACUGUGCGCCAGAUCAUCCUGUGGGUGGAAGACCCCGCCAAAAAGAAAAAACUGUUUGAAAUCUUGAAUGAUAAGAAGCUCUUUCAUCCUCCGGUGUUAGUAUUUGUGGACUGCAAAUUAGGAGCUGAUCUGCUAAGUGAAGCUGUUGAGAAAAUCACAGGACUAAAAAGCACUUCUAUACAUUCAGAGAAGCCACAGAUGGAGAGAAAAAACAUACUGCAGGGAUUGCUGGACGGAGACUACGAGGUGGUGGUGAGCACCGGGGUUCUGGGACGAGGCCUUGACCUGGUCAGUGUGAAGCUGGUGGUGAAUUUUGACAUGCCUCCCAGCAUGGACGAGUAUGUGCACCAGGUGGGCAGAGUGGGGCGGCUGGGCCAAAGUGGAACGGCGAUCACUUUCAUCAAUAACAACUCCAAAAGGCUCUUCUGGGAUGUCGCUAAAAGGGUAAAGCCCACAGGAUCCAUUCUCCCCCCGCAGCUCCUAAACUCCCCCUACCUUCACGAGCAGAAGAGGAAGGAGCAGCAGAAGGACAGACAGGCACAGAGUGAUCUGGUCACGGGCGCCAACCUCAUGGACAUAAUUAGGAAACACGAUAAAAGCAGUUCUCAAAAGUGAUGUGCUAGGCGGCUCUCAGACAUCGUUUUCUCUGUGGACAACAGGCUUUCCCUGAAUUACUACUCCCUGCUGGAAAUGAGAAUUAACAUGACACAAAUAAUUCUUCGUGAUGGGAGUUUUUAAAAUUGCUAAGAUUCCUAUUGGGUAUGGUAUUUAUUUCUCUUCCUACUUCUCAUAAAUCAAAGACAAAUUCAGAAGCUAUAUUGUUAAAUAAAAUACUUUUU
Molecule: messenger RNA, 2246 nt
Organism: Dipodomys ordii (Ord's kangaroo rat)
Lineage: Eukaryota; Metazoa; Chordata; Mammalia; Rodentia; Heteromyidae
Gene: Ddx59
Product: DEAD (Asp-Glu-Ala-Asp) box polypeptide 59
Exons: 8
Coding region: 187-2022 (611 amino acids)
Molecular function (GO): nucleic acid binding; ATP binding; RNA helicase activity
Source: RefSeq, a predicted model, not a curated record